AUGACAUCCUCUUUGCAAGAGUAAACGCGAUUCUAAAGUCAUCUAUCUCUUUUCUUCGUCACCAAUCUCCCACAAUCAUUCGAGAAUAUGUGCCUUGUGAGGGCACUCGCAACUGGGGCGUCCGUCAUCUUCAGCCUGGUGGAUGCUCUUCCCAGUCGCGCCCAUUCAUUCGCAAGGAGACAGAUAUCCGACCUUCGAGAUGAAUAUGAUUUCGUCAUUAUCGGCGGCGGAACUGCCGGUUUGACUGUUGCCCAUCGAGUUUCAGCUGCUUUGCCUGGGAAGACUGUCCUAGUCAUUGAGUACGGCAAGAUUGAAGGCACUGUUGGUCACUUCGACCCGCCAGAGGAUGGCCGCGGUGCCAGCCGACUCGUCAUUAACUCACCUCCUGUCGCCAGCGUCAACAACCGUGCUGCCACCGUCAUACUGGGGUUGACUGUCGGAGGAGGAUCGGCCAUCAACGGCCAGGUCCUGGAUCGUGGAUCAAAGUACGACUAUGACGAGUGGGCCAGGCUCGGGAGCCCCCAGUUUGACGAUGCUGCUGACAGCUGGGACUGGGAGCAUUUUGGCCCCAGUUUCGAGAAGUCUCUCUUCCUCACCGAGCCAAGCGAUGAUCUUGUCGACGAGUACGGAUACACCUGGGAUUCUUCCUUUUACAAGGGCGACUCGAUCGAGGCCUCAUUCCCACCAUUUCAAUGGCCCGUGCAGCACAUCGGCCGAGAUGCGUACGAAGAGAUUGGCGUUCCCCAACCCAAGACAUGUGACGGCGGUGACAAGCACGGCCUCUGCUGGGUUCCCACAGCCCAAAACUCGCAGACCGUCCAACGCUCCCAUGCCGGUGAUGGGCACUACGCGCGCGUCGCCCACUCCCUGCCCAACCUCGACCUCCUUGUUAAGCACAAGGUAACUCGUCUAGUCACUGACAAGGCAGAAACAGUCCCCGGCGUUGAGGUCCGCGCUUUGUCCGGCGGUGAUGUGAAGACCAUCCGCCCGAGGCGGGAGGUCAUCCUCUCAGCUGGCGCGAUUCACACUCCACAGAUCCUCCAGCGAAGUGGCAUUGCUUCUGCCAAGUACCUCCAAUCUGAGGGAAUCAAAGUUGUCGAGGAUCUUCCUGGUGUAGGCCAGAACUUUCAGGAUCACUGUGGCGUGCCAAUUGUUUUCAAUUACGAUUCUCCGUCACCCAUGGAGUCUGACAUGACCACAAACGAGACCUUCGCUGCUGAGGCCGUCGCCCAGUUUCGUGAGCGUCCCGCGCGUGGUCCAUACACCCUUGGGAUGGCCAACAGUAUUGCCUACCAGCCGCUCCGAGAUGUGACUCCUAAAUGGGAGAAUAUCGUCGCCGACAUUCGAGCGCAGAUCGAAGAUCGCUCUGCUCUGCAGUAUUUACCAUCGACCGCCGCAGACACCGUGCAGAACGGCUACCUCGCCCAGCUCGAGAUCCUUGCUCAAGCUCUAGAGCACCCUGAGCACCCGAUACUGGAGAUGCCAUUCGCCACUGGUCCUGAGACCGCCUUCCUCCUGAAGCCUCUCAGCCGCGGUUCAGUCGUCCUGAAUACUUCCGACCACGAUGCUACACCGAUCGUCAACUACGCCACAGGGGCCAACCCCAUCGACCUCGACAUUAUGGCUACCUACGUUGACUAUUUCCGUCGGCUCUACUCCACAAGCACUUGGCAGGAACGAAAUGCCGUUGAGGUGGCUCCAGGUGCUAAUGUCACAGAGCACGAUGCUCUGGUUGAAUUUGUCAGGGACACUGUCAUUCAGUCCUUAAUGCAUCCUUGUUGCACAGCGGCUAUGCUCCCGCGAGAGAAGGGCGGUGUUGUUGACUCCAGUCUGUCGGUGUAUGGUAUCUCUGGUCUUCGUGUCGCUGAUUGCUCUAUCAUUCCAACGUUGCCAGCUGCUCACACAACGACGCCGGCAUAUGCAAUCGGUGAGAAGGCUGCUGAGAUUAUCAUCAAAAAGUGGGAGUCCGCUACGGAAAAGGCUUGA
This is a messenger RNA of Diaporthe batatas, 1986 nucleotides long. RefSeq lists its product as uncharacterized. The transcript is spliced from 5 exons. The coding region runs from base 88 to 1986 and encodes 632 amino acids. Gene Ontology annotation, biological process: secondary metabolite biosynthetic process. Gene Ontology annotation, molecular function: oxidoreductase activity, acting on CH-OH group of donors; flavin adenine dinucleotide binding. The record is from RefSeq and is a predicted model, not a curated record. NCBI's taxonomy places the organism in Eukaryota, Fungi, Ascomycota, Sordariomycetes, Diaporthales, Diaporthaceae.